Pseudomassariella vexata is the source of this 868-nucleotide messenger RNA. RefSeq lists its product as uncharacterized. Bases 257 to 601 code for a protein of 114 amino acids. The transcript is spliced from 3 exons. The record is from RefSeq and is a predicted model, not a curated record. NCBI's taxonomy places the organism in Eukaryota, Fungi, Ascomycota, Sordariomycetes, Amphisphaeriales, Pseudomassariaceae.
CAACAAUUCACACCCCAUAUGCACUCGCAUCAGGCUUUCUCGCUACCUCAUAUCGACCAUCACGGCGUUCUUACGACGGUUUUUAACGAGGCGGGGGGAAAACUUUGGAUAUGCUGGCCACGAGGUGAUGUUUCUAAGUGGGCUUGUUCAAAUAAUCAGCCUAAGCGACCAUAUUGUGGACUAUACUUGUACCUAGGCUGCACCUUAAUCCAGCCACCAGGAACUAUUCACGCCCCAUUUUCUAUCAGAUGUCCUUAUGACCAGAACAAUGCACUGGGAUAACCGAAACAUGCUCCAAAUUAUGGAACUAUCGAAGCUUGAUGCGGAAUAUCAACAUAUUACGAACGAAGGAGUGGCUAAGGAGUUCAUACGCAAGAUCGGACGGAUCGCGGACCUGUGGGCACAAGGCUGCCCUUCUUGGACGUGGCCGCAAAUAGAACACUAUGAUCAAUUCAUCGCUAUUAAGAAUGGUUUGAACAGGGCUGCAAGUGUAAGAAGAGGUGGGGUAAAAGUUGCAAAUGUCAAGGAGAAUGCAAUUGUCGUUGCCACGAUGGAGACCCGUGUCCUUCUUAAGCUAUAUUACAAAUGUUGCGGGAUAUAAGGCGGACGGAGUAUUGAUACCUUCGUAUUACAGGCCGCUUACCAAUGCCCAUAGUUAUGGGAAUGACAGAAAACAUAUCAUGCGUACCGGAGAAAUAGAGAGGCUUAAAUAAUGUGUUCGGAAAUUUCCAUCCAGGAAUUUGCAUAAAUAUAAGAGUAACUGGGGAGGCGACUUACCAGAAGAUCGUCUCACGGGAGGGCUCUAGGCAACGAAGCGACUUUAAAUAUCAUAUUAGAAGAGAAAUAUAAGAGUAGCUACAAGGUUAGG